This is a messenger RNA of Ostrea edulis (European flat oyster), 1133 nucleotides long. RefSeq lists its product as uncharacterized. The coding region runs from base 207 to 827 and encodes 206 amino acids. The record is from RefSeq and is a predicted model, not a curated record. The transcript has 3 exons. Lineage: Eukaryota; Metazoa; Mollusca; Bivalvia; Ostreida; Ostreidae. Gene Ontology annotation, cellular component: membrane.
UGUUCUCUUCCUUCGAUGAAUCGGUUUCCGGACAAGUAACUCUGUAACGACCAAUAUAUAUAUAGAGAGAGAGAGAGAGAAAGCAAUGUCUCACAAAAUUUGCUUGAACGACAAUAAGAGGACUUGGCAUCUUUCCAAGUUGUCAACACCAAUAUUGUGAUGAUUGUUUGAGGAGUAUUACAUCACUGAAGACACACCGGUAGAAAAUGGCAGGCUGGGGCGCUGCAUCCGUUCCUUUAAAAGUCGCUUUAAUCGUUCUUUGUGUCGCGCUGGUGGUCUUUGUCAUCGGUUUCUCGACCGAAAAAUGGGCCAGCACUACUUACGCGUCCGAGAUCAGAGCAAAGUCCCAACGGAUUCCUGUCUUUGUAGAUCAGAGUCUCGGGCUCUGGCGGUACACAGUCUGUUACAAUGCCCGAAAUAACUACCUGCCGCGGGACACCAGGAGAUAUAUACAAUACUACGGGUGUAACAGCAAUGAUAUCGACCUCUUUAUUGAUGGACUAAGAUAUUGUGGAGACUGGUACCACGGAGUACAGGCGGUGGAGUGCAUGGGACUGAUCCUGAUGGUGGGGGCUGUGAUCCUGCUCUUCCUCUACUUCUUUGUCCAGUCCGUGAAUCAGAAGAAGUACCUCUACAUUAUCAUUGCUCUGACAUUUGGUGCAGUGGUAUUCAUCGUGAUUGGUGUAGGAAUUUACGGGUCUAAAAUCCACAACACGAAGUACAUAUUCUACAACUACAAACUGAACUGGUCCUUCGGUCUGACGGUGGCUGGUGCCUUACUGGGAUUCAUUGCUGGUAUUGCAGAAAUUAUAGAGUUGCGGAAGUGACGUAACCAGUUUUUGAGUGAUUUCUUUUGUCUCCCUUGAUACGUUUGAUGGGCUGGAAUGACUUUAUUAUUAUUAUUACAGUGUAUUAUUUUAUUCAUUUAUAAAGCGCAAAAUUACACAUAGUUUGUAUGCGCUAAUAUAUUAUUAGUAUACUAUAGGACUUGCACAUAUUUCAGAAGCUUAUGUUGGUGUUUCUAUUGCUGUAGAAUAAUCAUUCAACUUUUCUUCAAUGCUUUGGACUUUGUAGACUUUGUGCUCGCGUGUCUCUGUAAGAGGUACAGUGUAUAUAAAGUAUGAAAUACGAAA